This is a messenger RNA of Micromonas pusilla CCMP1545, 1530 nucleotides long. RefSeq lists its product as uncharacterized. Gene Ontology annotation, biological process: protein deneddylation. Gene Ontology annotation, molecular function: metallopeptidase activity; deNEDDylase activity; protein binding. The transcript is spliced from 2 exons. The coding region runs from base 1 to 1002 and encodes 333 amino acids. Lineage: Eukaryota; Viridiplantae; Chlorophyta; Mamiellophyceae; Mamiellales; Mamiellaceae. Gene Ontology annotation, cellular component: cytoplasm; COP9 signalosome. The record is from RefSeq and is a predicted model, not a curated record.
AUGCAGACCGAGUUCAACGAUGGCGAUGUGCUGUUCAGGUACGAUGAGCUGCAGGGGACCGCCAUUCAACAACAGAAACCUUGGGGCAGAAACCCACAUUUCUUCAAGCACGUCCGUAUUACUGGUAAUGCUCUCAUCAAAAUGGCAAAGCACUGUCGUUCUGGUGGGAACCUUGAGGUAAUGGGCAUGUUAUGUGGUAAGACAGCAGGUGAUACGUUUCUUGUUCUCGAUUGCUUUGCACUCCCUGUUGUUGGGACCGAAACCCGGGUGAACGCCCAAGCCGAAGCAUACGAGUACAUGGUUAGUUUUGUGCAGGCUCGUCAGCAGGUGGGUAGACGAGAGCACGUGAUUGGCUGGUAUCAUAGCCACCCUGGCUAUGGGUGUUGGAUGUCUGGUAUUGACUGCUCAACUCAACUUUUAAACCAGCAAUAUACAGAACCAUUCGUCGCACUUGUGAUCGAUCCAGUUCGAACUUGUGCUUCCGGUCGAGUAAAUGUCGGAGCUUUCAGGACAUUUCCCCUUGGUUAUAGUCCACCUGAUGAUACCAGGUUAAAGUAUCAGACUGUUCCCACAAACAAGAUAAAGGAUUUUGGUGUCCAUGCGAACCAGUAUUACUGUCUCAACACUUCCUUCUUCAAAUCUAGUCGUGUUUCCGCAGUGCUCGCGGCAGCAUGGAACAAUUAUUGGGUAAACACGCUUUCAUCAUCACCCUUGCAUACUAACCAAACUUUCGUAGCUGGGCAAAUUACAGAUAUCGCUGAAAAAGUCAUGCUCAGUGACUGCCUCGAAUCUCCUCAUCAAAAGAAAAACAGUGUCUGUACCAGUAAAGUUGCAGCUGCACAACAUUGUAAACUGCUGCUUUCUGCGUAUGAUGGAAGCAUUAUUUCUAUGGAACAAACAAAAGGAUCUGCUAGCCGUGCGUUGAAGGAAUCUAUUUUUAAUUUUGCUGUGAAACCAGGAAAGGUCCUCAGCAACCAAGGAACUUUGGUUAGGGAACGCUGACGCGUUUUUCUCAUCAUGGCAUCGAGCUUUCUUAGAUACUGGGGGCGCGAUCUAAAUGUGCACGUUAUUCGUAUUUAGGGGGUGAGCUUAUGUAUCUGCAACAGUUUUCUGCACCAACAGGGCAGGCACUUAUAUGCACAAUAGCUAUUCCUAGAGCUUCACCAAAUCAUGCUGACGAGAAGACAGUUAUUUGACUACAUCACACUACAGGAGGCGGCGGGACUGCCGCGUCGGGCUCCAGGUGUGCAAUGCGUGACGUUCCUAUAAGCCGCUCCUAAUACACCACCGCAUGUCAAGACCAGAUAUGCAUCAGAGUCGAAGCAAAACAACAUACCGGCAGUUCUCCAUCAGAUUUACCUUCUAUUAGAAAACACAUGUCGACAACAAGGGUACGCACGUAUCUAUUUAAAAAAGCACAAAUUAAAAUGUACGAGAGAUUGGACGUAGUUUUCUUUUGCGAAAUGAAGAUAGUUGGAAAACAAUACCCGAGAACAAAGCGAACGACAUUGUUUGCGACUGUGCUACUCC